Paracoccidioides brasiliensis Pb18 is the source of this 1053-nucleotide messenger RNA. RefSeq lists its product as uncharacterized. The record is from RefSeq and is a predicted model, not a curated record. The transcript has a single exon. Bases 1 to 1053 code for a protein of 350 amino acids.
AUGGCGUUCUCCAUGAUGAAGUCUUUGGUUGCCCUCCUGCUCCUCACCAGCUCGGCUAUGGGACGUCCCAUUAUUUUCUUUUGUUUGUUUAAGUGUUCUUCCGUGACAAAAUCUACAUCAACAACCGCCCUGCCAACGUCAACCGCCGAUCCAUAUAUCUACACCACCCCUGAACCCCACCCAACAUCUUCAUCCAUGCCGCCUUCAAUCUGGACGCCAACCCCAACGCACCCAAUGCCAACCUCUACAUCAGAAACGCACCCAAUGCCAACUGAAUCAGAAACGCACCCAAUGCCAACUGAAUCAGAAACGCACCCAAUGCCAACCUCUACAUCAGAACCGCACCCAAUGCCAACUGAAUCAGAAACGCACCCAAUGCCAACCUCUACAUCAGAACCGCACCCAAUGCCAACUGAAUCAGAAACGCACCCAAUGCCAACCUCUACAUCAGAACCGCACCCAAUGCCAACUGAAUCAGAAACGCACCCAAUGCCAACCUCUACAUCAGAACCGCACCCAAUGCCAACUGAAUCAGAAACGCACCCAAUGCCAACCUCUACAUCAGAACCGCACCCAAUGCCAACUGAAUCAGAAACACACCCAAUGCCAACCUCUACAUCAGAACCGCACCCAAUGCCAACUGAAUCAGAAACGCACCCAAUGCCAACCUCUACAUCAGAACCGCACCCAAUGCCAACUGAAUCAGAAACGCACCCGAUGCCAACCACAACCGAGACCCAACCUCCAGUUCCAACCACAACCGAGACCCAACCUCCAGUUCCAACCACAACUGAGACCCAACCUCCAGUUCCAACCACAACCUUCGCUACAUCCACAGUGCCAUCUACAGUCCCCACCUCCGCACCCAACACAUCCAACACAGUGUCUCCACCACCAACCACCAGCACAGACUCAACUCCAACCACAUCGCCCACCCAGCCCCCGCAGUCUACUGCUCCCCAAUCAUUCCUCGGCUCUGCUGCUGGCUGUCGGAGACCCGGUGUUGCUGCUCUCGCUUUUUUCGUUGCCGUUGUCGCCGGGCUCCAGAUCUAG